This is a messenger RNA of Cokeromyces recurvatus, 1479 nucleotides long. RefSeq names its product putative flavoprotein. The record is from RefSeq and is a predicted model, not a curated record. The transcript is spliced from 6 exons. Gene Ontology annotation, molecular function: flavin adenine dinucleotide binding; N,N-dimethylaniline monooxygenase activity; NADP binding. Bases 1 to 1479 code for a protein of 492 amino acids. NCBI's taxonomy places the organism in Eukaryota, Fungi, Mucoromycota, Mucoromycetes, Mucorales, Mucoraceae.
AUGAAACAUCCAACAGUAGCUAUAAUAGGCUCAGGGUUUAGUGGUAUGGCCACUGCCAUUAAACUAAAAAAGGAGUUAAAUAUUGAAGCAGAUAUUUUUGAAUCAACCAGUGAAAUAGGUGGAACAUGGAAUUAUAACACUUAUCCUGGAUGUGCUUGUGAUAUUCCUAGUCAUCUUUAUUCUUUUAGUUUUGAACUAAAUCCUAAUUGGAGUCAACAAUAUAGCAGUCAAAAAGAAAUUCAUCAAUAUAUGCUUCAGGUAGCUAAAAAACAUCGACUUAAGGAACAAACCCAAUUCGAAACUCAAGUUGUUCGUGCCUCUUGGAUUGAAAGUAAAAAGCAAUGGAAACUUGAACUAAAAUCUUUUCAUAAUGAAACUAAUCAGAUUAAAUAUUACGAUAUUGUUUUUUCUGGUAUUGGUUCUAUUCGUGUCCCAAAUAUUCCAAAAGAAUUUUCAACAUUUGAGGGAAAGAUCAUUCAUUCUUCUCAUUGGGAUUCUAGUUAUGACUUUUCAAACAAAAAAGUGGCUGUUAUAGGAAGCGGGACAAGUUCUGUUCAAAUUGUUCCUUCUUUACAAAAACAAGUGUCUCAUCUUUACAAUUAUAUACGUACACCUACAUGGAUCACACCUCGUAAUCAGUUUUAUUAUCCUGAUUAUGUUAAAUGGCUUUUUGGGGUCUUUCCCUUUCUUAUGUAUCUCUAUCGGGCUUACCAAUUCUUUAUUCGUGAAUUAAGAUUUAGUAUUUGGGGUAACGCUAACUCUCAAUUAGCAAAACGUAAUCGAGCACGUCUGGAGAAAGAGAUGAGUCAUAUACUAUUAUCAAGGGGGAGACCUGAUUUGAUCUCUAAGCUUAUACCCAAUGUAGCCCCUGGAUGCAAACGUUUUGGUGUCUCGGAUAAUUAUUUACAAUCCCUUUGUGAGGAUAACGUAACUGUCCAUUGCUCCUCUAUUGAAAAGGUGGAAGGUAAAACGAUUAUAACGUCUGAUGGAUCUAGGGCAGAAGUAGAUGUCCUGUGUCUUGCUACUGGAUUUGAUGUAAACGGAUUCUUGGGCGAUUUACAAGUAUAUGGACGGAAUGGUAUCUGUUUAAAUAAAUUAUGGGAGGAAAUGCCUUCAAAGACUUAUAAAACAAUAAAUGUGCAUGGAUUUCCUAAUCUUUUCCUCUUGCUUGGUCCUGGUUCUGGUCUAGGACAUAAUUCAGUUGUAACAAUGAUUGAAUGUCAAGUGGAUUACAGCAUUCGUAUAAUAAAACACAUGAUGAAAAAUAACAUCGUUAGCCUAGAUCCUAAAAAGGAAGCUCAAGAUCGAUUUUAUUCAAAGCUUCAACAUGACUUUAAAGGCACUACAUGGGUAACUGGAUGUCAAUCAUGGUAUAUUGGCAGGACAGGAGAUAUCCAAUUUCUUUGGCCAAAGACUGUAACUAGCUACUAUUUAACUUUAAAAAAGAAUGUAUUUGAUGAUUAUAUCCAAACUUAUUAA